AUGCGUUUGUUUGUGUUGUUGUUUCUCUGCUUUCCCCCCCUCUGCCUCUCCUCUCGCGCUGGCUUGAGCCAUGAUGAAGCAGGGGUUGAGGAGGCUGUAGCUGAGGAUAUCGUUGCAGCAGCAGAGUCUGACGCUGCUGCUGCUGCUGCUGCUGCUGCUCCUGCUCCCGCUGCUGAAGGUGAUGCUGCUGCCGAUGCCCCCGUUGAGCUGAGUGCUUCCCCAGCUGAGCCGUCUGCUGCGGCCGCAGCAGCAGCAGCAGCUGAUGAACAAUCUCCUCCUGAUGCAGCAGCAGCAGCAGCUGCUGCACCCGCUGCAGCAAGUCCGGAUAUUUCUAUGCCUGUAGAGUUGCAGGAAGAUCCUUUGUAUAUACCUCUUCGUCAGGCAGUGAAAACGAAAGAGUUCUGGCGUGAUAGAGCACUCGAACUGCUGAUGAUGGUGGUCACCACAUACACCGUAAUUUGGGCUUAUGGAAAGAUGGGCUGCCCCUUCAAAAGGUGGCCGCUUAAACUGCUUGUUGAGGGGAGACAAAUUACAAUACCAGCAGCAGAAGAAGAAGAAGAAGAAGAAAGAGGAGAAAUCGAUGAUGAUUGGGGGGAGGAUAUGAGAGAGAUGCAGUGA
This is a messenger RNA of Eimeria mitis, 618 nucleotides long. RefSeq lists its product as uncharacterized. The transcript has a single exon. NCBI's taxonomy places the organism in Eukaryota, Apicomplexa, Conoidasida, Eucoccidiorida, Eimeriidae. The record is from RefSeq and is a predicted model, not a curated record. The coding region runs from base 1 to 618 and encodes 205 amino acids.